UCACCUAUAUUCACUCUUUUGCUUCCUUGAAGGCUGAAGGGUAUCAUCUCAUCUCAUCAAAAUGGGUUUUUGUUGUUUAACUUUCAAGUAUCAACUCUUCUUCUUCUUCUGUCUACUCUCCUUGCUCUUUCCAUCCUCUUUUUCUUCUUCCUUCUCUUCAAACCCACAAUGCUCUGCUCUACUCCAAUUUAGCAACUCUCUUUCUCUUCGCAGAUCCGCUUCUCCUCCUUUUGAUACGACCGAUUUAUCUUCUUUUUUUUAUGAUUCUGAUUAUAGAUCAAAUAUGAAAAUGUGUGAUAAUUCGUAUCCAAAGACAGCCUCUUGGAAGGAGGAUAAGGACUGCUGUAGUUGGGAUGGUGUCGAGUGUGACAAUGCGACACGCCAUGUUAUUGGUCUUGACCUUAGUUGCAGUUGGCUUUCUGGCUCCAUUCAUUCCAACAGUUCCCUCUUCCUUCUUCGCCAUCUCAGGUCCUUGAAUCUUGCUGGUAAUUUCUUCUAUCACUCCCUAUUUUCAUCUGAGUUUGGCAGCUUUAAGACCUUGACUCAUCUUAACCUCUCUCUUUCCUCUUUUUCUGGCAAAAUCCCAUAUGAAAUCUCCCAGUUGUCUUCGCUUGUUUCACUCGAUCUUUCUUACAAUUAUCCAUUAAUCAUCGAAACACCGGUCUGGAAAAGAGUCGUUGAUAACCUAACUCUGUUAAGGGAACUUCUUCUGGAUGACACAAAUAUGUCCUCAAUUAGACCUAAUUCUUUAAUGAAUCUGUCCUCCUCUUUGACAACUCUUAGUCUCCAUAGCUGUGACUUGCGGGGAAAACUCGAAAAUAACAUCCUCUGCCUUCCGAGUAUACAAACCCUUGAUCUAGGGUAUAAUUUCAAUCUUGAGGGUUCUCUUCCAAACACUAAUUGCAACAGCAGUAGUUCCCUGAAGUCCUUAGAUCUUUCUAGGAUAAUGUUUUCGGGAGAAUUACCUGAUUCUAUCGGCAGUCUAAAGUCCUUGAAGCAUUUGAAUCUCUAUCAUUGCAAUUUUACUGGUUCAAUUCCAACCUCGCUAGGAAGUCUCACUCAAAUUACUCAUCUGAUUCUAUAUUUCAACAAUUUUACUGGGCCAGUUCCAACAUUACUUUGGAAUCUCACUCAAAUGACUUAUUUGGAUCUGGGAUCGAAUAGUUUCACCGGUUUGCUGCCAUUGUCACUAUUGAACUUGCCAAAUCUCUCAAGUUUAUUCCUUGACAACAAUCAAUUUGUUGGUCCCCUUCCUAGUCACGUAAGUGGUUUGAAUCUAAUUAAACUCUAUUUAAGGUCAAAUUCCCUAAAUGGAACACUGCCAUCUUGGUUGUUCAGUUUGCCAUCUUUGGAGACGUUAAGCAUUUAUGAUAAUGAAUUUAUUGGUGAGAUUGGUGAAUUCAAGUCCGAUUCAUUAAGGUAUCUUGAUUUGGGUUAUAAUAAGCUACAUGGCUCUAUACCUAGGUCAAUAUCUAGACUUGUAAACCUUACUAGUCUAUAUCUCUCAUCAAAUAAAUUGAGUACUAUGUUGGAGUUUGAAAUGUUUUCAAAGCUCAAAAAUCUCCAAUAUCUUGAUUUAUCACAUAACUUACUCAGCAUCAACAAUGUAACUUUUACCUUGCCCAAUCUUCUGGAGUUGAACUUGUCUUCUUCCAACAUUAGUGAAUUCCCAAUUUUCUUAAGAACAACAACAAAUUUACAAUCCUUAGACCUUUCCAAUAACAUAAUUUAUGGUCAAGUUCCAAGAUGGUUGGGGGAUGUGGGGAGGGAUACAUUAGGUUCCCUUGAUCUUUCUCACAACUUUUUGACAAGUAUAGAUAAGAUUCCUUGGAAGAACUUACAAUUUGUUGAUCUUCGGGCCAACUUGCUUCAAGGACCAUUUCCCACAUUAAAUUUUCUUAACCUUCGAUAUUUCUUUGUCUCCAAUAACAGCUUUACUGGAGAAAUCCCCUCUUUAAUUUGUAAUGCAAGUUCCCUUGAAGUUCUAGAUUUGUCUCAUAACAACUUAAGUGGCAUGAUACCGAAGUGUUUGGCAAAUUUUAGUUUCCUCUUAGUGUUGGAUUUGCGAAUGAAUAACCUUUGUGGUACCAUCCCAGCCACAUUUGCUAAGGGAAAUAAUUUCAAGAAUAUUAACUUUAAUGGCAAUCAGUUAGAAGGGCAAUUGCCACGAUCUUUAGCAAAUUGUAGGAACUUGGAAAUUCUUGAUCUUGGAAACAAUAAGAUAAAUGGAACCUUCCCUUAUUGGUUGGAAAGUCUUCUGAAAUUGCGGGUUCUUGUCUUAAGAUCAAAUAGAUUUGAAGGUUGUAUAGGUAAUCCUAAAACCAAAUUUCCUUUUCCAAAUUUGCGAAUCAUAGACAUUUCCAACAAUCAGUUUAAUGGUUCUUUGCCAAUGAAAUAUUUCAAAUAUUUGAAAGCCAUGACAAAUGUGGAUGAAAGUGAAGUUAGAUUGAACUAUACAAGAGACUAUUAUUAUCAGGAAUCUUUGAAUGUGAUGAUAAAAGGGUCGUAUAUGGAGUUGGUGAGAAUCCAAACUGUCUUGUUCACAACUAUUGAUUUUUCAAACAAUGGAUUCAUAGGGAAGAUGCCGAAGACACUUGGAAGGCUCAAAUCACUCAAGGGGCUCAACUUUUCUCACAAUAACCUUAUAGGUUAUAUUCCUUCAUCGUUUGGAAAUUUGACCAAUCUUGAAUGGUUAGAUCUCUCUUUCAACAAGCUCAGCGGGAAGAUUCCCAUGCAAUUGGUAGAGCUAACGUGGCUUGAAGUUUUAGAUCUAUCAUAUAACCAACUUACAGGACGUAUACCUUUAGGAAAGCAGUUCAAUACAUUUGAUAAUGAUUCAUACAUGGAAAAUUCGGGAUUAUGUGGAUUUCCAUUGUCAAGAACAUGCAACAUUGAGACAAAGAAACCAACACCAUCGACCUUACAAAAAGAAGACAAUUUAGAGCCUGAAAAUGGGUUUGGUUGGCAAGCUGUAUUGAUAGGUUAUGGAUGUGGAGUGAUAUUUGGAACAUUGAUGGGAUAUCUUAUGUUUAAGUUUGGAAAACCAAAGUGGAUUGUGAGGAUGGUCAUAUUAGAGCAACAUAUCAUGCUCAGAAGGCUGAAGAAUAAUGCCUACAAACGUGGUGGAAGAAAUUAACUGGUCAAAAAAAUUUGUAGGUAGUUUUGCUAGAUUUUUUUCAAGAAGAUUUCAAAGUCAUGUUGUACAAUGUUGUAAUUCGUGGAAAUGACUUCGAUUUCAUAAAAUGGUUGGGAGUCCAUGUAGAAUGCAUAUGUUGCGGCUUUUUUCAUUUCCAAAUCAUGGAAUUUUUUUAACUCUGGAGGAAAUUAGGGACAUACUGGAAUCCAACUCCAAUGGCAAAAAAGAAACAUACUCCGAAUCUGAUUCAGACAGCGAAGCCCAGUGGAAAAAAACGAAGCUCUCCUCCAACUUUUUCCAUGCAUCAGAAUUUGGAUGAAGCUUCUCAUUCACUCUCUUCUUCAUUUUUCAAACAAUGGAAACAACACAUAAUGGUGAUUAGGAGAAUAUCACCCUUCUUUCAUGGUCCCCAAUGACACAGGACACCAUUCUUUGCCAAGAGUUCAUGCUUUUUUUUAGCAUCAAAUGCCCAGUAACAUGCAAGGUUGAUGCCUCUGAUGUUUCAAAACAUAUCAAUAACCUUUGUGCUCUUGAAUAGUUCAAGACCUCUGUGUAGACAGGACAUACUAGAAUCCAACUCCAAUGGCAAAAAAGAAACAUACUCCGAAUCUGAUUCAGACAGCGAAGCCCAGUAGAAAAAACAGAGCUCUCCUCCAACUCUUUCCAUGUGUCAGAAUUUGGAUGAAGCUUCUCAUUCACUCUCUUCUUCAUUUUUCAAACAAUGGAAACAACACAUAAUGGUGAUUAGGAGAAUAUCACCCUCUUUCAUGGCCCCCAAUGACACAGGACACCAUUCUUUACCAAGCUGGUUGGUGUUGUCACUAUUGAAAUAAUUGUUUCUGCUUUUUUUAGCAUCAAAUGCCCAGUAACAUGCAAGGUUGAUGCCUCUGAUGUUUCAGAACAUAUCAAUAACCUUUGUGCUCUUGAAUAGUUCAAGACCUCUGUUUCAGUUCAACUCUUAGAGACCAAAAUGCUUAAGAUCUAUCGAGGCAGACCGAAUCAUGUAAUGCUAAAUGUGGUAAAAUUUGGGAAGGUCCUAUUAUCUAAAGAGUGCCUAGUUUCAACUUCAACACUUGCAGGGACAUGUUAAAUUAUAAGGCAGCAAAAUGCGGAGCCGCCAUUACAACAGACUAUACUUGUCAAAGUCAUCAAGAUGUUACUCUGCUACUGCUGAUAGGAAAGUGCAAGAUACUGCAACUUUUGAGAUGGGUCUUGGAACAAUCAAGGUUCAUAUCCUUUACGUGUUAAAAGACAGAGGUGAUUGAGAUUUCUACAUGCUGUGCAAGUGUUCAACUCUUAGAGACCAAAAUGCUUAAGAUCAAUCGAGGCAGGCCGAAUCAUAUAAUGCUAAACGUGCUAAAAUCUGGGAAGGUCCUGUUAAUCUAAAGAGUGCCUAGUUUCAACUUCAACACUUGCAGGAUAUGUUAAAUUAUAAGGCAGCAAAAUGCGAAGCUGCCAUUACAACAGACUAUACUUAUGUCAAAGUCAUCAAGAUGUUACUCUGCUACUGCUGAUAGGGAAAAGAACCGGGCAUAAUAAGUAUCUUCAAAAGACUACUUAAGCAGCUUGUUGCUUCAAAUUUGGGAGUGGUUGCCAAAGGAAGAUGAUUUGCAGACGAAAUAAUUGGGAUUACUAUGAGUUUGAUCAUAAGUCUACUCAAGUAGCAAAAUCAAUUAGUUUUGAAUGUUGCAUGUUCUAAACAGUUGAAAGUAUUAUUCUAGUUUAUUUCUUGUAUGUAUUGGAAAGCACAUGACAUAUCCGAUUAUUGAUUAUAAAUGGACUAUAAGCAAGUAUAUGUUUAAUACAACGGACUAUAUAGUUUGUGUUCAUCUUUAUUUGAAUUUGUAUUAGUUCCUGCUUAAGUUUUUCUUUGGUAAGUAAGAUAACUUUUAUUGUAAAAAGACAACUCCAUGUAUAAUGGACACAGUAGAAUAAAAAAGAAAAAAAUUAUGCACAAAGAGUCAGCAAUUCUAUAAAACCAGGAAGUGAACUUGGUCUUGUUUAAUUAUUCAAGUUGUAAUUUUUGUUGUUUGUUCAUUUCCUACCAUACUGAAUUGGUUUAUGUUCUUAUCUUUUUCCCCCUUCUCCCUUCUGAUUUUUUAUUCAUUAGAACGAGAAUGAGAACAGAAGUAUUUAUCAUCUUAUUAUAACAUCAGAUAUUGUUUUAUUCAUUAGAAUGAGAAUGAGAAUAGAAGGUUCCUGUUUUUUUAGCAAUUUCAUGCUUUAGCUUACGAGACAACCCAUUUUUCCCUGUACCUUUGAGUUUUUGCCAGCAAACUGGAAUUCAUAGGAUCCAUUAAUUCCCACCCCUAAGCCAUUGAUAUGGCCUUCUAACAUAUCCAGUGUGUGGUCUACAUGACUUCAAAUUGGUAUGGCCUCAUUUUGAAACGGAUGUGUGGACAAAUAUCAAAAGCUUUAACUCUAAACUAAAAUAAGUUAGUGUUUGACAGUUUACAUUUAUGUUCAUAUUAGAGCAACAUAUCAUGCUCAAAAGGCUGAAGAAUAAUGCCCACAGACGUGCUGGAAGACAAUAACUGGUCAAAAUAAUUUGUGGGUAGUUUUGUUAGAAACAAUCUCCGAAUCUGACUCGGACAAUGAAGCCUAGUAGAAAAAUGCAAAGCUCUCCUCCAACUCCUUCCAUGUGUCAGAAUUGGGAUGAAGCUUCUUAUUCUACUCGCUAUCUUCAUCAUCCUUAUUCACUUUCUUCUUCAUUUUCCAAACAAUGGAAACAGCACAUAAUGGUGAUUAGGAGAAUAUCACCCUUCUUUCACGGUCCCCACAACCACAAGACACCAUUCUUUGCCAAGAUUUGGAUAAAAAGUGCAAGAUACUGCAACUCUUGAGAAAUGUGUUGCAACGAUCAAGGUUCAUAUCCUUUACGUGUUAAAAGACAAAGGUUCUACUCUUAGAGACCAAAAUGCUUUAUAUCUAUCAAGGUAGGCUGAAACAUGCAAUUCUGGAUGUGGUCAAAUCUGGAAAGGUCCUAUUAAUCUAAAGUUUCAACUUCAACACAUACAGGGACAUGUUAAAUUAUAAGGCAGCAAAAUGUGGAGCUGCCAUUACAACAGACUAUACUUAUGUCAAAGUCAUCAAGAUGUUACUCUGCUACUGCUAAUAGGGAAAAGAACUGGGCAUAAUAAGUAUCGUCAUAAGACUACUAAAGCAGCUUGUUGCUUCAAAUUUGGGAGUGGUUGCCAAAGGAAGAUGAUUUGCAGUUGAAAUAAUUGGGAUUACCAUGAGUUUGAUCAUAAGUAUACUCAAGUAGCAAAAUCAAUUAGUUUUGAAUGUUGCAUGUUCUAAACAGUUGAAAGUAUUAUUCUAGUUUAUGUUUUGUAUGUAUUGGAAAGCACAUGACAUAUCCGAUUAUUGAUUAUAAAUGGACUACAAGCAAGUAUAUGUUUAAUACAAUGGACUAUAUAGUGUGUGUUCAUAUUUA
Messenger RNA from Quercus robur (English oak), 6572 nucleotides. RefSeq names its product receptor-like protein 7. Gene Ontology annotation, molecular function: protein binding. NCBI's taxonomy places the organism in Eukaryota, Viridiplantae, Streptophyta, Magnoliopsida, Fagales, Fagaceae. The record is from RefSeq and is a predicted model, not a curated record. The coding region runs from base 62 to 3136 and encodes 1024 amino acids. The transcript has 19 exons.